AAUUGUGAAUAACAAAUUAUUUAUUUACAAAUACUUGCAAUAGUUGCAAUGUACAUGCUACAGUAUUUUAUUAUCUUCUCUCAAAAUGAUUAAAAUUUGUGGACGUUUUCACCGUUUCGUCAUACCAUAAUUUAUAUACAAUAUAAGACGAAUAAUAUACUAUAUUAUGUACAAUAAUUAAUAUUGAGAGUUGAAAAUGGCGUUUCAUUUUAAUUCCAGAUAGGAGUUUGACAGCAUACAAUUCACAACAAGUCACACAUGAUGAUGAUGACCUCAACUACGGACCCCAACCUAGAAAUGUUGGACAUUGUUCACAAACUUGCAUCUUUAAGCAAAGUCUCGCCAGAGUUUGCAUCCUCAUCCUCCUUUACUCCAAGUGCUGACCCCGUUGGUGUAUUCAAAAGAGAGUUUCCAAACAACAAAAUUGUGACGACUACUUCCUCCUCCUCCUCCUGCUCCACUUCAUCAUUAUCUCAGAAUAAUUAUUCUGCAGCUCACAUUUCUCUAACUCUUCGCCCACCGGCUAUGCCACCCUCCAGUAAUCUUAACGGUAGUCCUGGUCGACGAAUUAAACCUGUCUCAGCACCCAGGCGCCCCCCAGAUAUUCAAAACAGAACACUCUUUCCAUCCAUUGACGACUCGAUGCAUGAACUGCAUUCUGCGUUCGCGACAACGAUGACUCCACAGCAGAAAGAAAGGUUCCCCAGUAAUAAUAAACCUACCUCUUCUGGAUUUAGUUCAGCCAGUGAGAAUAAAUUGAGAAACUUGGAAAUUAAGCUGCAAGGGAGAACACUUUGUGGUAAUGCCGAUCAACAACAACAAGAAACUUCUGAGCAAAAACUCCAGCUAAAAACUCGAGUGAAUUUAUUGACUCCAAAACGAGAAUCGACUGAAACCAUCACCAAAAAACGACAAUGCCCUCGAUCUGCUGAAUUAUUUGCUGAGAUAACGCCUGAAAUUGCAUCAAACAUUGACAAAGUUGCCUCAGAAUAUUCUUCCCUGUUGGACAAAAAUGUGAGUCAAAAUAUUAUUGAGGAAAUUUCACUCCUUUUGCAGCUGAUAGUAUCCACUCGUCCACUCACCAGCACGGAACUGGAGUAUACGAACAUUGCUUCGAAAAUUGGUGGUGAUCUAACCACUGUGGCGCAACAGAUUUUCUUUGUCAUCAAAGUGUUGACUCUUCAGCUCAGCAGUUCACUAGUUUCAAUCGACCCGGAAGUUGUGCAGCUCCUCGUGGAUAAAUAUCCUCACCGAAUACCCAAAUCAUUUCGAAAGAAUUUUCAAGCCUGGUGUGAAAUCCAACGUGACAAGGGACGAAAAGAAAUGCAGGUGGAGCUGUCAAGAAAACCCUCUGAGUUUCAUCAGUGUGUGACAUUUAGGAGUGAAACUGAUGGCAGGUCAAACUUUCCAUCACAAGGAAACUUUCAUUCCUUUUGUAAGCAGAGGGACCUAUUUUAUUUAAUCAAAACUUUGUGGGAGGAACGAAAGGGGACGACGACCAUUCCAGGUGGAAGAGAUCAGUCUUCAUUUGAUAAAACUAAUAGUUUUUCAAGAUCAAGGCCAUCCAAAAUAAUGGGGUCCUCAACUAAUCGGGAGAUUGGGGAUCCCCUACAUCAAAAUAUCAAAGCACUCUUCAGCAUAAACUCGACGUGGGUAAACCUGUCCCAUUUUGCUGCCUUGUUUUCUGCCCAGUACACAAUGGACUCGAUGGAGGAGUCUCGUCAUGAAAGGUCUGUAAGGGUUCAAGAUGACGUCAUGAAGGGUUUGGAGCAAGCAAAUCCGGACCGCAUGGCCAAGCUCAACAAUCGGAUGUCGUCCAUAUCCGAGCUGGAAUCAGGGUCAAAGGAUUGCUUUGCCUUUCAACAAUAUUUCAUCACCACUGCUGCUUCCCCUCCUUUCAAUCAACAUUUAGUGGAUCGGAUCUCCUUUGAAAUUCAACAGAUUGAAGAUUCGUUGGAUUCUUCUGCUGAAGCUGAAGCUAUUUCUGAGCACGAGGAGGAAUAUUUGCUAAGAAAAUCUGUCCUCUUAGCAAAACUGUUAGGAUGGAUUGCAUUUUUACCAUAUCGAGAAGCUCAUAAUAAUAGUAACUCCACUGUUGCGGUUAGCCAACCCAACAACAGCUCUUUGCUCGACCGAGAAACUCUCUCCAGUAAGCACGUCGAACUUCGGAGACAUCAAAAACCUUCCUUGGACCUCUAUUCCAUUUUGUGCAAUGCGGUCAAAAAAUCCAGACUGACUUUUACACUUCCAUGGAUUAUAGAAUUUUUAUCAUCCGCAGAUUAUAUUUCUCUUCAGCUUCCCGCCUACAAAAAAGUCAUUCUGCUCAUUUGUUCCGCAUAUCGAAAUUUGUUCUCAGUAAAUGAAAAUUUGUCUCAAUUAUGCCUUGAGAACAAGAACUUUCUUAGAUUUUGGUGUGGAAAUUUAUUCUCUUUGGACGUUUUUCCCAUCGCCUUUCUUCAUGACAAUGAGGACGAUUUAACAGACCAGAUAUUGAACUCUCAUCAGCCUGACAAACUUUCCAUGACCCACCUCAACGAAGGGGCUGGAUGUAUAAUUCCAAUAGAUGCCAAAACAUUCCUCGGAGAACACCUUUCUAAAUUUUACUUUACUGUAAAGUUCAACCACAUGAAGUUCACCCUGCACUCUGGAUUACAGCAUCCGCAAGUUCCUGCUACCAUAACCCCAUCACCAUUCGGUAAUAACGGGCAACAUCGGCACAUUCGUCCAAUAUCUGCAAGACCAAGUCCUAGGUCCCCAAAAACGAUUUCCAUUGAUGCUGAAUUACAACGACAACUAGAGUGCAGCUUUUUUGACCUGAACUCAGCCUCUGUAAAAAGGACAGUUGACUUUAUUUCGGAUAGGAUUGCUUCCAAUUAUGUGAAAAUCCUUCGGAAAACAUUGUCUGAUCGAAGAAAUGAGCUAGCACAAGAGAGAAUAUUUGAAGAAAAUGCAGCUGAACUUUGUCGGACGACCAUGUUGCAAGGGGUGUCUGGGUUCAUAAAUUCGAAAUGUCAAGUCUCCGUAAACCUACUGAUUGGCGAAACUUUGUCCAUGGAUGCCUUAAAAAUUUGCCAACAAAUUGCAGAGAGACAAACAACGGACAAAGUCUCUCAGUGGAUUGAAAUCCAUAUAAAACCAGAAAUGUUUCCCGAAAUUCCGUUAGCCUCUCCUCAUCAUCCACCACCGUCCACCGAUGCUGUGCUCACACCUACUGGAGGAGAGGAUAACAAUAAUACCACAACUGCUGCUCCCAGUUUUAGAGUGAUGAUUACUCUUCACCGCUGCAUGAAACGACUCCACGACAAGUUCCCAGUUCUGGAUUCAGCCAUUGACGAUAUUCUGAAUUGUACCCCGAUGGGAAACAUUCAGGGAAUGAUAAGCACCCUCGUCGACUUUGGAGUUACCUUAAUUGCAUUUUGGCCCCAAAUUUUGAACGCCGAACGACAAAUGAAAUUGAUUUGCUUAUGGAAACCGUGUUGGAGUUUAGACUGUCAAUUGCUAAGCCCCAGAAAUAUUCUAAUCUUAAGUGAAUGUUCCGAAAAUGUGAGGACCUUGUCUUGGACAAAAUUGGAGGAGAUAAUAUUGCUGUUAAUUAAGGAGAGCUUGUUAGAUUUUGAGACUGUUGAGCAAGACUGUUUUCGAUUGCUCAGGGAAGGCUUGUCCCCUCAGGAAAGCAAAAAAGUGUCCCAAUUACUUAAAAGGUUGAUUUCCUUGACGAAGGGAGACCAUCGUAAUUACGCGGACGGGUCGAGCAGGGAAGUUGUUGAGUGGAUUUCAUGGUUUUGUUCCGAUGAUCAUUAUGACGGAGAGUUUUAGGAAAUCAGUAUGACACGAGAAUGUCUGUUUUUUAUGAUACAUUUGAUGUUACGCUUACUCUUUUUAUUGUUAUUGUAGUCUUAACUUAGGUCUAUGCAGGAAAUAGUAUAAAUGGAAUGAAAAUGUCCAAUAAAAUCAGUCAAUUUAUGUGCUUAGUUGACAUUAGUUGUUAA
Messenger RNA from Folsomia candida, 3989 nucleotides. It is a transcript of the gene dlt, whose product is annotated as codanin-1. The record is from RefSeq and is a predicted model, not a curated record. Gene Ontology annotation, cellular component: nucleus. The transcript is spliced from 5 exons. NCBI's taxonomy places the organism in Eukaryota, Metazoa, Arthropoda, Collembola, Entomobryomorpha, Isotomidae. Gene Ontology annotation, biological process: chromatin organization. The coding region runs from base 259 to 3816 and encodes 1185 amino acids.